Messenger RNA from Conger conger (European conger), 1303 nucleotides. RefSeq names its product periphilin-1-like. The transcript is spliced from 6 exons. The record is from RefSeq and is a predicted model, not a curated record. Gene Ontology annotation, cellular component: nucleoplasm. The coding region runs from base 66 to 773 and encodes 235 amino acids. NCBI's taxonomy places the organism in Eukaryota, Metazoa, Chordata, Actinopteri, Anguilliformes, Congridae. Gene Ontology annotation, biological process: negative regulation of gene expression, epigenetic; negative regulation of DNA-templated transcription; protein localization to heterochromatin.
AUCGAUCGCUAUCGAGUGUGUGUAGCUUUUAUAUUUAAGCGACAGGAAUAAACUUUAACCUGCCAAUGACAGCUUACUCCUACCUGUAUUGCCAUCGAAACUGUCGCCAGUCGUUUGAAUGCCAGUUCGUUUCCUGUGUUGCACCAAAAGAAGAGAGAAGCCCUUUUCGGAGAAGCGGAAGUAUGUCUCUCCAAAAGAGGCCGAGGUUUAUAAAGAGUGAAGGGUCUUUAAGAAGGCCAGGCUCCAGUUUCAGGGAACACAGAUAUCACUCAUCUGAAGGCAUGGGUUUCCAUCCCAGAAGGCACCAUACAGGUCUACAUCUUCCCCCACCUGCUCACCAAUAUGAUGAUGUGAGGAAAGCCCGCAAAUUUUCUCCUGGGAAAUCAAAGAGUUACAAUGAUGCUCCAGGCUUAGCUCACCGCACAGGCAGAGAGAGGGAAAUUAAAUCUCUUUCCAUCAUGAUCUCUCAGGAAAGAGAGAAUGCCUCCAGCAGAGGGACCCCAUCUUCUGUAACGAGGGCUGCCACAGUGCGAGAUCGAGCCAUUCAGCAAAAGAGGAGGGACAUCGAGGAGGUGUACAAGCAGGACUGUGAUACAGUGGGCAUUGUAGUGAAAAUGCUGAUCGACAAGGACCCGUCUCUGGAGCGGCUGAUACAAGCAUCGCUGCAGGAGAACCUGAGAGAGAUCGGCCUGCGCUGUGUGGAAGCCAUGGAGCGCUUCAUCCAGGAAUACGACUCCCAGGAUUCCUCUACUGCAACCUCCCACAAGUACUGAAACCAGUCUGUUCCUCCCUGUGGUUAUCACAGAGUAUGACUCCCAACACUACCCUCAUAUGGGAUGUGAUUUUUUUUCAGUAUCAGGAAAUACAGAUUUUGGUCUAUUAAAUGUCUCAAGCAAUGAUAUCAGAAUUGGGUAUGUCAUUUGAUAGCAGGAGACAAUGUUCAACAAAUGCCACUAUCUGACGAUCAGCAUGUCCUCAUUAAACAGGACAGGAAUCACACCCCUGUGAUCAACUGAGCUUUGAAAACUACUCUGUCUGAAUUUUCUCUGACCUGGAUAAACGUCAGGUUGUACUGUAUGUUCCAUAAGCUGUACUGUGCGACCUGGAAGAAACUGUGCUUUGUAUCCUGUGGUGUUCUCUUCAUUUCAGAUUUGAUUGGUAAAUUUGCAAAAGUGUCCAUUUUCUGGGUGUCCACUGUCUUAUUCUAGUUCUUGUGAAAAGUUAUGUUAUGUUUAAUUAAAACUUGUUAUGUUUUAAUUAAAUGCCGUCAGCACAAUUAUUAAUGUGCCUAAAGAAAACACAA